UGCGCGUGCGCGUGUAGUUAGCUUAGCAACACUAGCGCGUUUCCUCCGGCUGCACUCACCCUCUGCGGCUACACUCAGUGCGCCAUGGCGGAGGGAGGUGGACCCGAGCCGGGCAACGCCGCAGAACCUGUCGCGGAGCCUGUACCAGCGCAAAGCCCGCUUCCCUCGAUCGACAGUCAGAAGCAGACCAUCGGAGCUCUCCUGAAAACGCAACUCCGAAAAGGAGACGAAUGGUUUUUGAUUGACAGCCGAUGGUUCAAACAGUGGAAAAAAUACGUGGGAUUUGAUAGCUGGGAUCUGUACAAUGUCGGAGAACACAACUUGUAUCCUGGACCCAUCGACAACUCUGGGCUUUUUUCAGACCAGGAAACCCAAGCGCUGAAGGAACAUCUCAUCGAUGAGUUAGAUUAUGUCCUAGUGCCUACAGAAGCAUGGAAUAACCUUGUCAGCUGGUACGGAUGUCUAGAAGGACAGAGUCCCAUCGUCAGAAAGGUGGUUGAGCAUGGCAUGUUUGUGAAGCACUGUAAAGUGGAAGUCUAUCUGCUGGAACUGAAUCUGUGUGAGAAUGACAACAUGGAUAAUGUGGUCACACGCCAUUUCAGCAAAGCUGACACAAUCGAUACCAUUGAGAAAGAGAUGAGGACUCUCUUUAAUAUCCCAUCAGAAAAGGAGACUCGGUUGUGGAACAAGUACAUGAGCAACACUUAUGAGCAGUUAAACAAGCCAGACAGCACAGUUCAGGAUGCUGGGCUUUUUCAGGGCCAGGUACUUGUGAUUGAGAGAAAAAAUGAAGAUGGCACAUGGCCCAGACAAGCCUCCCAUCCCAAGUCCAGUACAGCCACGUCUAGGACUUUCACAACGUCACCAAAGCUGUCCUCCAAUUCCUCCGCCACCAUUUCUUCCACAGUGACCAAUGGUGACAGCAGCAGCAACUCGAGCUACAUGCUAAACAACAGCACCUCUUCUGGAAUUAGGUUGGGUGGAUACAGUUCAUACAGCUCAUCCUACAGUUACAGAGAGUCUGCUUCUCAGCCUGGCCUGUGCGGCCUCAGUAAUCUGGGCAACACCUGCUUCAUGAACUCCGCUCUCCAGUGUCUGAGCAAUUCACCCCCACUGACAGAAUAUUUUCUGGAGGACAAGUAUGAAGCAGAAAUCAACAGAGAGAAUCCCUUAGGAAUGCGUGGAGAGAUUGCAGAGGCAUUUGCAGACUUGAUCAAACAGAUGUGGCUCAGCCGGAGCAGCUAUGUGGCUCCCCGUACUUUUAAAACGCAGGUUGGCCGCUUUGCUCCUCAGUUCUCAGGGUAUCAGCAGCAGGACUCUCAGGAGCUUCUGGCCUUCUUGCUUGACGGCCUACACGAAGACCUGAACCGCGUCAAAAAGAAGCCGUACUUGGAGUUGAGAGAUGCUGAGGGCAGGCCAGAUGAGAUUGUGGCCAAAGAGGCAUGGAAGAAUCAUCGUCUGCGUAACGAUUCCAUCAUCGUGGAUAUAUUUCAUGGCCUUUUCAAGUCUACACUGGUCUGCCCCGAGUGCUCCAAAGUGUCGGUCACCUUCGACCCUUUCUGCUACCUCACACUGCCACUUCCCAUGAAGAAAGAUCGCACCAUGGAAGUGUUUCUGGUCCGCAACGACCUUCAGUCCAGACCCAUGCAAUUUCGUGUAGUGGUCCCUAAACUAGGUACAGUGGCAGACUUGUGCAGUGCAUUGUCUAAGCUAUCAGGAGUUCCAGCAGAGAAUAUGAUUGUGGCCGAUGUUUAUAAUCACAGGUUCCAUAAAAUCUACAGGAAAGAUGAGGGUCUCAAUCACAUCAUGGAAAAAGAUGACAUCUUUAUCUAUGAAGUGUUGGAGGAGGACAGUGAACAGAUGAAUCUGCCAGUAUAUUUCAGGGAGAGAGAUGUAAAGCACAGCGGAGGUUCCUCCUGCACCAUGCUGUUUGGGCAGCCACUCCUCAUCACUGUUCCUCGUCACAACCUGUCCCCAGACACAUUGUAUGAGCGUGUGCUGGAGAGAAUCGGGCGUUAUGUGAAGCACUCACAUGGUACCACGUCGGAGAACAGAGGGUUAGCUACAGCAACGUCCUCUAGCAGCCAUUCAGACGGUGGAGAUUUAGUGUCUAGGGACAAUGCAGGACUAAGUACCUGUAGCAGCCCAAUGUCCAACGGAGCAUCUGGCAGUACUUGUUCUACGACUGGCAGCAAUAACUCUGAAACACGUAACGGGCCUAAUGGUGUGUGUGAUGGUGAAGAGGAGGCUAUGGACCACCAGGUGAGCCCAGAACCAGAAAGUAGCCAGUCAAAAACUGUAGAUGGUGAGGGCGAGAUCUCAGAGCCUGAAAAUGGACCCAUCACUACUACUACUACUACUACUACUACUAAUGGAAAGACCCGGCCUAAACUUUUCACUUUCAGCAUGGUGAACUCCUAUGGCACAGCUAACAUCAGUCCCUUAGCUGGCAACGUCCUCAAACUCACACCACAUUCCACAGUAGCCAUUGACUGGGACUCAGAAACCAAAAGACUGUGCUACAAUGACCAGGAGGCGGAGGCUUACGAGAAACAUGAGAGCAUGAUGCAAGCUCAGAAAAAGAAGGCCACGGUAGCACUGAGGGAAUGCAUUGAGCUCUUCACAACCAUGGAGACUCUUGGAGAGCACGAUCCAUGGUACUGCCCCACCUGUAAGAAGCACCAGCAAGCAACAAAGAAGUUUGAUCUGUGGACUUUACCCCGCAUUCUGGUGGUUCAUCUCAAACGCUUCUCCUACAACCGUUGCUGGAGAGACAAACUGGAUACUGUUAUUGAUUUCCCCAUCAGGGAUCUGAACAUGUCUGAAUUUGUCUGCGAUCCGAAAGCUGAGCCAUAUAUAUACGAUCUUGUUGCUGUUUCCAACCACUAUGGAGGAAUGGGUGGAGGCCACUAUACUGCAUAUGCUAAGAAUAAGGCUGAUGGGAAAUGGUAUUACUUUGAUGACAGUAGCGUGUCCUCUGCCUCUGAAGAUCAGAUAGUGACUAAAGCAGCCUACGUGCUUUUCUACCAGCGGCGAGAAGGAGAGGCUGCAUCCAGAUCCACUCCCUCUGCAUCACUCGGAGGAGCUUCCGAGUCUCUGGACGACCACAUGGACACCAACUGACCGUCGUUAGUCUUUAGGCACCGAUAUAAAAAGCUUCAUGAACAGAUCGUCGAUUCACAUCACAGGUUUUUUUUUUUUAGUGUUGUGUUGGGUUUUUUUCUGCUUUUAGUUUCCUACACUUAAUUUUCAUCAGCCAAGAAUGAUUUCGAGAAACACAAUAAGAAGGAAAAUAAAUAAAGGAUCUUUUUAGUUUUAAAUGUAACAUGACUUUUUUUUCUCCCUGCACUGCUAUUUUGUUUAAAUAAUAGCAAUGUAAGCGAAUGUUUUUUUUUUUUUUUUUUAUUUCUGUCACCCAGUAGAAUGCAGAAAGAAGCCAAAUGUUUUGUGCUGUAUCAGCCAAAGUUAUACGGGUUGGUGGCAUUUAAGAUAAGUCAAGACCGGAGCAAUGUAUGCAAAAUGAAGAGGUUCCGGUGUUUUUCUCUCUGCAAUAUCGCAUUACAUCUGAAGGUGUUUAGUUAUAAAUGUGCCUCUUGUGAGGAAUAGAGUCUUCUCAAAAAAAUACUUUUGUCCAUAAAACCUUUAAACAGGAGGCUUUUCUUUACUUAUUAUCCAACCUGAGACUCUCAGUUGAGUCUUAAACACAUCCUUCACUAUACGGCUUGACGCCUGGAGUUGAUGGCAUAGGCUAAACUAUAGCUCAUGUUGUGGUAAAAUGACUACACUGCUGAUCUUUAUUAUUGUGCUGCUCUCUGAAAUGUUAGCACUAGCUGCCUUUCUGCCCCGAGAACAGUUAAAAGGGGGGCUUGUGUGAGUGGAUUUAAUUUUAAAUUUAGUGGUACACUUAAAUGUUAAAAAGCUUGUUUAAAAGCCACCGAGGUUUAUAGUACAUGCCAUUGUUUUGGUUGAGACCACAUUUGCAAUAUCAAAUGCUUCUGAUUAAACUCUUCCACUCUGAA
This is a messenger RNA of Silurus meridionalis, 4019 nucleotides long. RefSeq names its product ubiquitin specific peptidase 4 (proto-oncogene) (gene usp4). The transcript has 22 exons. Gene Ontology annotation, molecular function: cysteine-type deubiquitinase activity. Gene Ontology annotation, biological process: protein deubiquitination. NCBI's taxonomy places the organism in Eukaryota, Metazoa, Chordata, Actinopteri, Siluriformes, Siluridae. Bases 85 to 3123 code for a protein of 1012 amino acids. The record is from RefSeq and is a predicted model, not a curated record.